This is a messenger RNA of Lentinula edodes (shiitake mushroom), 389 nucleotides long. RefSeq lists its product as uncharacterized. The coding region runs from base 48 to 389 and encodes 113 amino acids. The transcript is spliced from 2 exons. Lineage: Eukaryota; Fungi; Basidiomycota; Agaricomycetes; Agaricales; Omphalotaceae. The record is from RefSeq and is a predicted model, not a curated record.
AAGUUCCUUGAAGAUGAUAUCAGCAAUGGUGUUGUGUUCUUCUCUCAAUGACUUUGCGACCCCUCAUCCUCGAAUUUCCAGUCGAUUGGAACGUCAAGAAGGACAUCGCAUUGCAGCUUGACAGCAGGACAAUGGAGAAGGAGGCUAGGUGGUUGUUGGGAAACUCGCGAAAGGGGGAUUGUUUUGGAGAGCUUUCGCUUUUGAGGCUUGCGCCCAAGGCGGCUACGGUUUCGGCUGUUGUUCGUCCCACUACGCUGCCUACUGUUGAUGAGGAAUCGUCUUCGUCCUCGACUCCCAAGAAAAUAGGUCCGAAACUCAAAGUUGCUGCACUUGACGCACUAGCGUUCACUAGACUCUUUGGUCCACUCAGGGAGAUCAUGGAUCACUAG